Messenger RNA from Arachis stenosperma, 2143 nucleotides. RefSeq lists its product as uncharacterized. The record is from RefSeq and is a predicted model, not a curated record. Gene Ontology annotation, molecular function: transcription corepressor activity. Bases 100 to 1800 code for a protein of 566 amino acids. The transcript has 10 exons. Gene Ontology annotation, biological process: DNA-templated transcription. Gene Ontology annotation, cellular component: nucleus. NCBI's taxonomy places the organism in Eukaryota, Viridiplantae, Streptophyta, Magnoliopsida, Fabales, Fabaceae.
CUUCCCCUGUUCUCAGCAAUCAGCUCAUUUUUUCUUGAGCAUUGUUGGGUGUCACUAAACCGACGUCGUUGAGUGAGCUUGUGAAGGUGGAAGAAGAAGAUGUCGCAGCAACAGCAGAACAGCAACAUACCAGUGAGCGAGGUUUUCUGGACUCUCGCUGAUAAAGCCGACAAGAAGUUCUCCAACAUCAGAGACUUGCCUUAUUACCAGCGCUCUAGGCAUGAUACAUACUUUUAUAAGGUGUUCAAGGUGUACACACAAUUGUGGAAGUUUCAACAGGAGAACCGGCAGAAGCUGGUAGAAGCAGGGCUAAAAAGAUGGGAGAUUGGUGACAUUGCAUCUCGCAUUGGACAGCUAUAUUUUGGGCAGUAUAUGCGCACAAGUGAGGCGAAUUAUCUAUCAGAGUCAUACAUAUUCUAUGAAGCCAUAUUGACGAGGGAGUAUUUUAAGGAGGGGCUGUUUCAAGAUGUGAAUAUUGCAAACAAACAAUUAAGGUUUCUUGCACGGUUCCUGAUGGUGUGUUUGGUCUUAAACCGAAGGGAAAUGGUGCAGCAAUUGGUUAAUCAGCUUAAAGUAUUAGUAGAUGAAUGCAAGAGGACAUUCCAGGAAAGUGACUUUAAAGAAUGGAAGCUGGUGCUUCAAGAAAUAGUCAAAUUUUUAAAAGCUGACACAGCUUUUAUCAAUAUCAGACCCUUGAGAUACAGUCUAGUUUUGGACCCUCAUCCAGAUACUUUACCACAUGUUCCUGCAGCUAUCACAAAACGAAGUUUAAAAUUAAGAGAUGCUGUCUUAAGUAGUUCCCAUCAAAAUGAGGUUAAGUUUUCAGAUAUUACUCUUGACACUUUUCGGAUGCUUCAAUGCCUGGAGUGGGAACCUAGUGGCUCAUUUUACCAGUCUACUGGUUCAAAACUUGGUCAGAAUGGAGCCACCGGGGCUAGUCGUAUUAGUUACUCCCAAGAAAUUGCUGAUCCUACCUUACCUGCAAAUCCACGGAAAGCUGUGUUAUACCGUCCAUCAUUAACCCAUUUUGUAGCUGUUCUUGCCACAAUUUGUGAGGAGCUUCCUUCUGAUGGUAUUCUCCUUGUAUACUUGUCGGCUUCAGGAUCUUGCACUGCUGCAAAGAAUGAAUCUGGUUGUAUACCCCUUGGUCCCCGCGGAGAUGGAGGACCAAACUGUGUAUACCCAUCUGACUUUCUACCAUUUACAAGAAGACCACUUCUUCUGGUCAUCGAUAAUGAUAACAGCAAAGCAUUUAAGGUUAUAUCCGGAGCCGAAAAGGGAGAAUCGAUUGCUAUGCUCCUUUCUCCAAGCUGUUCACCUCCAAUUGCAUCUGAUUCUUCCUCUCAUAUUUCAAAUGGUAGUAUAUUCACCAUGUUUCUUACCGCUCCCCUGCAAGCUUUCUGUCUGCUGCUAGGAUUUUCAGGCACUGAUAUUGAUUUGGACAAAUAUAACAAAGCUGAAAUGCUGCUCUCAUCUUCAUUAAACAACUGGGGAGCUGUGUUGGCAACCACGGACACACUCAAUCCUGUAUGGGGACAGGUUUUAGGUGAUCCCUUUAUAAGGAGAAUUCUUUUAAGAUUCAUGUUUUGUGAGGCAGUAUUGACCUUGUACGCUCCAGCUCAAGACAAAAGUGAGUUCCUUCCUUCAUGCGUCCCUUCUCUUCCAACGCCUGUCCUGCCACCGAAUUAUUCCUAUCAGAAUGUAAUUCUGCAACUCGCCGGAAUUUUCGGUGCAACUAAGUAUUUUGUCUUCUCAGAGGAUGAUCUUGCUGACAAAACACAAACAAACCUGGAGUUGUAGACUCUUGUGAAGAUAAGCGAAAGCUUCACUUCAACAGCUUAGUGUAUACUGUUUCUUUGUAUAGUAGAAAUCAAAAGUGAAUCUCUAUUCUUGUUUGGCCGUGCGAUUUCCUAGAACUUGAGUGCAAUAUUGGUGUUGAAACAGUUUUUGAGCAUGAAACAAAUUAUGUUGUGCUUUUGAGUUUUUACAAGCAAACACUUGAUUUGUGUUGCAAUUCGUUGUCGUUAAAUGGCCAGCACGUGAACAAGAAAGUCCAGAAGUUUGAUAGGGCUGUCCCUAGGAACUAUCAUUUCUUGUAGCAUAGUAUUUAUGAUAAUAAACAAGUUGGGAGGUUCGAAUCACA